Messenger RNA from Clonostachys solani, 1116 nucleotides. The record is from the annotation of a GenBank genome assembly. NCBI's taxonomy places the organism in Eukaryota, Fungi, Ascomycota, Sordariomycetes, Hypocreales, Bionectriaceae.
AUGCCAACCAAUCGUGCCGCUUUCCAACCGAAAAGGAAGGCAAAUUUCCUCCAACUCAGAGAUGCUCCCUACCCAGUUGCCGGAGAGAACCAGCUAGUUGUUCGGACAGCAGCCAUUGCCAUCAACCCCAUUGAUCAUCUCAUCCAGUCUCGAGGUGACAUCAUGUUCACACAUAUCAAGUAUCCCUUUGUUUUAGGGAUGGAUGUGAGUGGAGAAGUUGUCUCGGUAGGCAACGGCGUCACCCGAAUCCGCCCUGGUGAUCGCGUCUUCGGGCUCUGUCGCAGUACAUCAGCUGCUGUCAACGACUCUGCCCAAGGCGCAUUCCAAAGUUAUACUGUCCUGCAGGAAGACCUGGCCUCGAUUAUCACAAGUUCAGAGAUAUCAUACCCGGAAGCCUCUGUCUUUCCCUUGGCAAUAUUGACGGCUUCGUCCGCGCUGUUCGACAAGUCGCAGCUGGGUCUCCAACUUCCUAGUCAGCCGGCACGGCCAUUUUCUGGCAAGGCAGUCAUCAUUUGGGGCGGAUCUUCCAGUGUUGGGUGCUGUGCUAUCCAGCUUGCUGUCGCGGCCGGGUAUGAAGUAUAUACUACCGCUUCAGCACACAACCAUCCCUUGAUGCGAAAACUAGGCGCUACACAGGCAUGGGACUACAGGGACGCCGCUGUUGUCAAAUUCAUGGUCAAUGAACUCACCGGAAAGAACCUGGUCGGCGCCGUAUCUAUUGGCAAAGGAGCUGCAGAAAAGUGUUUGGAGGUCCUGGUCAAGUGCAAAGCAGAACGUAAGCACGUGGCUAUGACUACUUUCCCGGUGCCAGAUGAGGAGCCAGGAUUCCUACCAGUUUUUCAAAUCAUGGCUUCCUUUGUAGCCUGGACCGCGGCCUAUAAAUUGCGUGGACUAGUUAAUGGAGUAUCAUCAGCUUUUGUCGAUAUCGAGCCAACAAUUCACAGUGGUAUCUCAAAAUAUAUAUUCACGGAGUACUUACCUAAGGCCCUGGAAUCUGGCAGCAUUAUUUCAGCUCCAGAGGUUCAAAUUGUUGGGGAGGGCUUAGACAAGAUCCAGGAGGCUGUGGAUACACUGAGAAGGGGAGUUUCUGCUAAAAAGCUGAUUAUUACUCUUUGA